Messenger RNA from Chelonia mydas (Green sea turtle), 5929 nucleotides. RefSeq names its product zinc finger protein 501. Gene Ontology annotation, biological process: regulation of DNA-templated transcription. Lineage: Eukaryota; Metazoa; Chordata; Testudines; Cheloniidae. The transcript has 4 exons. Gene Ontology annotation, molecular function: RNA polymerase II cis-regulatory region sequence-specific DNA binding; DNA-binding transcription factor activity, RNA polymerase II-specific. Bases 239 to 1861 code for a protein of 540 amino acids. The record is from RefSeq and is a predicted model, not a curated record.
CCUGGGUCAGACGCUGCAGCUGCUGCAGCCUCCCUCACCUCCUCCAUUGUGAGCCGGGACCCGGGGCGGAGCCGCUGCUGCCGCUGCCCAGCGGGGUCUGUGCGGGGAGAGCCCUUCCCCAACGCCCCUCGGGGCCCAGCCGGGGGGACUUUCUCCGGGGGCUGGAACCAGCCCCUGGGGCAGCCCUGGGCUCUGCCGACACCAGCCCCUGAGCCGGAGCCUGCAGGUCAUCCAGUCCAUGGAGAGACAGGGAAGGGAAAUGGCUGCAGUGGAGCUGGUGACCUUCGAGGAGGUGGCUGUGUAUUUCUCCGAGGAGGAAUGGGCUCUACUGGACCCAGGUCAGAGAGCCCUCUACAGGGAUGUGAUGCAGGAGAAUUAUGAGACUGUGACCUCACUAGGAUUUCCAGUUUCCAAAUUCAGUGUGACCUCCUGGCUGGAACGAGAGGAGAAACUGUGGGUCCCCAGUCUCCAGGCAUGGGGGAUUCUGAGAGAUGCCUACACAGCAGGUGAUAGGAUGGUGAAUGAGAACAAGGAGGAGAAUCAGGAACAUCCUGAGCAAUUGGAACCGCACAGGACAUCAGGAAGAUCUGAAAGGGAGGCUUCCCAGAUUCCUGAGCAUGGAGAUGCUGCCCCUCUGGCCUGCACUGACUUUUGCAUGCAAGAAAACCAGCCGGGGCAGAGACAGUGUAAAUCCUCUGACCAGAAAAUAUGGGUCAAGAAAAACAAAGACACUGUUCAACAGAGAAUCCCCAUUGGUAAAACACCCUACACAUGCGGUGACUGUAGGAAAAGUUUCCGGUGCAGAUCACAACUUACUAGACACCAGAGAACCCAUACAGGAGAGAGACCCUACACAUGCCUGGACUGUGGGAAAAGAUUCAAACAGAGCUCAGCCCUAAUUACACAUCGUACAGUCCACGAACGAAAGAAGACCUAUAACUGCCCUGACUGUGGGAAAGGCUUCAGUCGGAGCUCAACCCUUAUUCAGCAUCAGAGAAUCCACACAGGAGAGAAACCUUAUGAAUGCAGUGAGUGUGGGAAAAGCUUUCGUGUGAGCUCAAAUCUUCUAUCACAUCAGAGAACCCACACAGGGGAGAAACCCUAUGAAUGCCCUACUUGCGGGAAAAGCUUCAUUCAGAGCUCAAACCUUCUAUCACAUCAGAGAACCCAUACAGGAGAGAGACCCUACCAAUGCAAUGAGUGUGGGAAAAGCUUCAGUCAAAGUUCAUCCCUUAUUAAGCAUCAGAGAAUUCACACAGGAGAGAAACCCUAUAGCUGCCCCGACUGUGGGAAAAGCUUCAGUUACAGUGUAGAACUCAAUGAUCAUCAGAGAACCCACACAGGGGAGAGACCCUACAAAUGCAAUGAGUGUGGGAAAACCUUUAGUUGCCUCUCACACCUUCGAUCACAUCAUACAACCCACACAGGAGAGAAACCAUAUAACUGCCCUGAAUGUGGGAAAAGCUUCACUCGCAGGUCAACCCUUACUACUCACCAGAGGAUCCACACAGGGGAGAAACCCUUUAAGUGCUCCGAAUGUGGGAAAAGCUUCCGUGCAAGCUCAGCCCUUUCUGAACAUCAAAGAAUCCACAGUGGAGAGAGACCCUACAAGUGUCUUCACUGUGGGAAAAGUUUCUAUAACAACUCAGCCCUUUCUAAUCACCAGAGAUCUCACACAGGUGAGAGACCUUACACAUGCAAUGAGUGUGGGAAAAGCUUUAGAAGCAGCUCACACCUUCUGUCACAUAAGAGACUCCACAGUGGUGAGAAACCCUAUAAGUGCACUAACUGUGGGAAAGACUUCCGGCACAGCUCAAACCUCAGUACACAUAAGAGAAUCCACAUAGGACACACACCCUAGAAAUGUCCUGGCUAGGAUUGGGCCAAGUGAAGGACCUUUUCUGAUUCCCAUGAAUCUUAAAGAGUCAGGCCAGGCUGGAGUGGCUAUGUAACUAGGACAUGAAAUGUUUAUUAAAGCAGAAAAUGGAAUCAUCUUCCUGGGACAGAGCCAUGCAGAGCAAGAGGCUGAGAUAAGAUUUGCACAUUGUAACUGCAUUUGAUUAUGACUUCUCAAGAAACUGUGAACAUCCUCCUUCAUCUCCCAGUUUUACUUUUGAUGUUCUCACAGGGGUAGUCAAUUAUUUUUAUCAAGGUCCAAAUUUCUUGGUCAAAGUAUAGUCAAGGUUCAGGCUUCAGAGCAAAUAAUAAUAAAAAACAACAAUAACAAAAAGAUUUUUGGGGCCCAUUCAAAAGUGUCUGGCGGCCCGGAUUUGGCCUAUGGUUGACCUAUUGACUCCCCCUGACCUAGAACCAGCUUCAUUUUAUAGAAUGUGACUUCUAAUUUAUACUUGAUAGUGUUUUAGACCUCGAUGCUCCAAGGGACUGAGGUACUGUGACACUUGAGGAUUGCAAUACCUAACUUUUAGGUACCUGGAAAAUCACAGAUACCACACUGGGAUCCACAAAGCCUGAGUUAGCAGGCUAGGCUCCAUAGAAAAUGAAUGGGGUGAGAUAGGCAUUUUAGAUUGUGAUUCACAAAGGCCAGCAGGUGGGGAGCCACCAAAGCUAGCCAAUGGGACAUGCCAAUGAAAGUGCUGUGGUCUAAGCCCCAUCCCUCUCACAGAGAUAGGCGCCUCUCUGGUCUUGCAAUUCAUGAUGGGGCAUGUUCUGUUAGGCAUGUUCAGAGGCCAUGUAACUCAGCACAAAACAACGGGGGAUUGAGGAGGAGAAAGACAACCUUCUUUGUAACCUUUAGCACAGAUGUGGAAGACCCUUAGUUCAAGUCCCCCCUCCACCUGAUGAGGUAAAAGAAUUUGAACAUGGAUCUGCCAACUCUCAGAGUAGUACCCUAGCCACAGAGCAAGUCUGGCUGUGGGACUCACUCAGUCUAUCCCAGUAAAACAGUUCCACUGUAUAUAAAUACUUAGUCAUUGGGCCAGAGAGAGAAAGUGAGAUUAACUCAAUAGUCUUGUGGUGAGAUCACCUACCUGUCAGGUGGUAACCUUGUCUCCAGGUCCUUUGCUCUAAUGACUCCUUACAUUGACGUUAUCCUAACUUCCACCAUGAAGAAGACUGCACACUGAACAAUGGAACGAAGGGUGAGAAAUUCCACCUACUUAAAAGUGCAGAAAGAUUUCAAUUCUUAUUGCUAAAAUUCUAUAGGGAAUUUCUAUGCUUCAAAGGAAGUCAGAAUUUGGCCUUGGAGAGAAUAAUUAUUGUUUUCCUAGAACACUGAACCCAUUGGAGUUGAGUUCUAUUCCAUAAAACCAGACUCUUAGGCGCUCUUAAUUGGAAAAUACCAAACUCAUAUAAACCUAACAACUUACUUCCAACUAUAAAAUAUUUCCUAACUUCAAAUGGUGCAAAAGAAAAAAGAAUUUCACUAGCAAUAGUGAUUUAAAAAAUCGAGCCUUAAAGCAGUUUAAGAUUGGGGGAAAUACUCUGAAGAGCAUAACUGGGCUAAUAGAAUUUGAAAAUGACAACAUUGUAACAGGCUUUGUCUACACUAGCACUUUUGUCAGCAAAAAUUGUGUGGGUCAGGGGUGUGGGAAAAAAAUACACCCCUGACCAACAUAAGUCUCACUGACAGAAGCACCAGUGUGGACAGCACUAUGUCGGUGGAGACGGUCUCCCGCCGAUGUAGCUACCGCCGCUCAUUGGGGGUGGUUUAAUUAUGCUGGUGGGAAAGCUCUCUCCCGCCGGCAUUGACUGUCUAUACAGGAGACAUUACAGCGGCGCAGCUGCUGUGGUACAGCUGUGCUGCUGUAAGGUCCAUAGUGUAGGCAUAGACUAAAACUGAGCUGGUGCUGAUUAAACCGCAUGCAUUCCACUGUAGCUGCCAGAGUUAUUCUUCACACCUUGCGUCUGUGAUGGUGAUGUCACUUCACUUAGUUUACUGCUUAAUAGAGCUACCCUUCAAAUCUUUUUGGUUUGAUGAGAACAUAACUAAAGUUCAGCUGUUCUUAUUGUGGUGUUAUAUUUUUAUGACAGGUUUCAGAGUAACAGCCGUGUUAGUCUAUAUUCGCAAAAAGAAAAGGAGUACUUGUGGCACCUUAGAGACUAACCAAUUUAUUUGAGCAUAAGCUUUCGUGAGCUACAGCUCACUUCAUCGGAUGCAGUGAGCUGUAGCUCACGAAAGCUUAUGCUCAAAUAAAUUGGUUAGUCUCUAAGGUGCCACAAGUCCUCCUUUUCAUAUUUUUAUGGAAAUUCAUUGUUUGAUUACUUUUUGUUCUCUUUCAGCUCAGUUCCUAACUGUAACUGCUACUGAGAACUUGUAACUUUGUUGUUCGCUGUUCUACUCUGUCCUGUAUUUUACACUUAACUCCUGUGACUGUUCUGUUUUUUACAAGUGUGAGUGACAAUUACUUGCAAGUCCUUUGAUCUCUCACCCUUGUAUGUGUAUGUAUCUCACUCUGUAUGUGUGAGUGAGGAAAGCUGUCUUCUAACUUCAAAAUCUCACUACAAUCUUUAUUUGUGUGUGUUCUAAACUUCAGAAUACUUUUAUGCUAAUUUCAGUUGUGCUGUGUAUUUUUAACUACAGAAUAAUAUAAUGUGUUAAUACCUCACACUACACAGUAGUCUCAUUCCAAUCUUGGUUUAUGAAUUUAACUAAUUCCUAUUUUCUUUGUCUACUUUAAAUACCAAAAGCAAGGUACUUUAUGAUAGUUCUCUUUCUAUAUAUGAAUGUUAGUGUUUUUCUCUGGAAUUAUCUUGAACAAUCUCUCUCUCUUCUACCUAUUAACUCAAACACCAAAAUCUCCCCCUGCAGUACACUAUCUGCCUAUCAGCUUUCUAAGAACACUCCCUAAACCUGCUUGAUUAACUUUAAUUUGAAAACUUUGGUUACUCAAAUUGCUUUCUGAUCUUUCAUACUUAUAAAAUUGCCUACUAAUUCCAUAAAAUCUGAGUUAAUCCCCUCUGUUUUACACUGUUGCAAGGGACUGGACUAGAUCCUGUGAUUCUUGUACCCCCAGCUUUUGUAUGUUUCAUUGCAGCCAUUUCUAGCUAGAAACAUAUCUAAACAAUGCUGAAUUUUGAGCUAUAAUAAUUAUAUACAUUUGAAUUUGCCUUCAGAAUGAUCCUUAGCUUCACAAAGUUACUUUCUUAAUACAGAAGUAAAAAGUCAUUGUUUUGCUAGCUUUUGUUAAAUUUACACUAUAUUCAAUUUGAUGUCCUAUCCAAUUUAUCUAGUUUUGUCCAAAUAUGUUUUUAGUUUAAAAGAUUUAAUAUCAAAUUAAUUAGUUUUAAUCUAGUUAUGUCAUUGAGUUAAUAUUUGGUUUUCUGAUAUUUCUGUCUACUUGUUGAAUUCUGUUGUUAAUGCUUAGCUACUAGUGAAUUUUAAUUAAGUGAAUAUCAUUGAGUUAAAUGCCCAUAGAUGUUUCAGUUUUAUACUCAGUUUUGUAACACUAGUCCAUUCUAUAUAAUUAACCGAAUUUCUUUUAAUUUCCUUUCUGUUUUAGAAUUUCAAGUUUAGUUAAGAGAUUGUUUUAACAGUUACUACAUUUUAUCAGACAAUUUAUUUACUUUUUUUUUAAUCUGGUGAAUCUCAUUCACAUAAUCUUUGUUCAUUCAAUUGCUUGUUGGUUCCUUCUCUUAUUUUUGCUUACUUAAAUAAGUGUUUCUUUAUUUAAAGUCAUUUCAGUUGUUUAUUUUGGGACAUCCCUUAGUGUAUAGAAAAAAGAAUCCUUGGAAAAUUUUUAUGUGGUUACUUUCUGAGCGCAGUCAGAUUAAUAAUCAUAAUAAAUAAUUCCAUUUGUUGGUCUGAUUUUCCUGAACUCAACAUAUGAGAAGCAAGUAAUUUAUGAUUACAUUAAUUUUCUCCCAAUUAUGAAUUUUGAUAAUUAUUUAGUAAUUUUACUUUGAAAAUUACCUGUCAUCCAAUAUAUUUAGCUUACCCUCUGCAUCCCUGUUAAUAAACCAUUUUUCUGUA